AUGCAUACAAUGUGGACAGCCUUGAAAGUCCCACAAACUAAGCAUGAUUCAAGUUUCUUCUUCGUCAACAGUAACGGACAAGAAGAUAUUGAUUGCUCCUUGCCGCCUCAAGACAUUCAUUUCACUUCCAUCAAAGCAGGAUUAGUUGAUUCAAGAAAGCGAUCAAGAGAAGCUUCUUCGGUAGAUUUUAUUCAAUUCUCCUCGGCUGCUGCUCCGAUGAACCCACCACCGCCAAAACCGCCGCAAGCUAUCGAGUUGUUGCAGAAUCAUAAUCGGAAAAUGCCUUGUGUGACUCCCUCUGGUCUUCGUUUAUCACAUGAGCUUUCACAGGAUCAUCAAGAACAGCUACUUUCCACUUUUUCCGGAGAAUAUAAACGUCAAAAAAAUGAUUUGGACAUGUUCCUUCAAACUCAGAGUGAGGAACUACGGUGUAAGUUAGCGUCGUACAGAGAAAGGCAAUACGUAGAGCUAUUAUACGCAGCGGAGGAGUUAGUCAGACAGAGAGUGAGAGAAAAAGAAGCUGAGCUUGAGAAAGCCACGCGCCGUCACGAUGACCUAAAGGCGCGUGCAGCUCAGCUUACAGAAGAGGCGCGAACGUGGCAGUUAAGAGCAGCGACGCGGGAAGCCGAGGUCUCUUCGUUACAGUCUCAUAUCCAAAAAGUCGUCGCGAGCCAACGUACGGCGGCGAAACAGAGUAUGAUCGGCGGCGACGGGGAGGAAGCUGAGGACGCUGAAUCUGUCUUCGUGGAUCCGGAGCGGGUCGAAAUGACCGGACCUAGUUGUAGGAUUUGCCGGCGGAGACCGGCGACGGUGAUGGCAUUUCCGUGCCGACAUCUGGUUCUUUGUAAAGGAUGCGACGGCGGCGGUGGUGUGCGUGCCUGUCCGAUUUGCCUCGCCGUUAAAAGUUCCGGUGUCGAAGUUCUGUUUUCUUGAUUAUGGUUUGUUCAUGGGCCUGGUAGGCCCAUGGGCCCAUUAUACCUCAAGGAACCGUUGAUUCAACCGUACGAAAAAGGACGUAUUCUGAACCGAC
Eruca vesicaria subsp. sativa (arugula) is the source of this 1030-nucleotide messenger RNA. The record is from the annotation of a GenBank genome assembly. NCBI's taxonomy places the organism in Eukaryota, Viridiplantae, Streptophyta, Magnoliopsida, Brassicales, Brassicaceae.